UAAAGAAGGCAGUCUUACUAUACGAAUAUAUGAUGUCCCCCGACUCUCUUUCAGACGAGUUGGCCACUCCAAGACCCAUUUGUGCGGUUCAUUUUGUCUCCAACUGUUUUUUCUUUCCGGCAUUCUUCCGAACACCUUUUUCUCCUCCACCAUCUUCCCGACCUUGGAAUUCGAAGCACAACCACUUGUCUGAAGUUCCUGAUCUUAUCCGGGUCCUACGCACGUCCCUUGUCUUAACAGCUGAUCGAUGUUUCAGAACAUUUUCUUCUGCUGCUGCUGGUAAUCCUGUAUUUCAGAAACUCCUCUCCUUAUCUGCCGAUUUCCGCCACUUCUCCCAGGUUAAUUGUAGAAACUACAGGAAUUCACACUCCCUGUCCAUGCACAAGUUUGCUGCCAUUUUACCUGGUGAUUCAGUUGCAGAGAUUGUAGCAACUAAUGGUAUCCUGAACUUCUUGAACAUCUAUAAUUCACUGCUAGUUGUCAGGCUUGUUUUGACCUGGUUUCCCAACUCUCCUCCAGCCAUUGUUAGCCCACUUAGCACUUUGUGUGAUCCUUACUUGAACAUCUUCCGGGGGAUUAUCCCACCUCUUGGAGGGACGUUGGAUCUGUCUCCAAUACUAGCAUUUCUGGUCCUGAAUGCCUUUACCAGCGCUGCAGCAGCUCUUCCUGCUGAAUUACCCAUUAGACAAGAAUCUCAAGAAGGUGUUUCUUCCUCAAACCCAAGGUUUUCCAAUUUUGCUACAACACAGAAGAAGUGGAUGAAAAGGUGCGCAGCAACACCUCGAUGAGCUCUGUGGACCUCAACUUGGCUGUUUGAGUUUUCAAAGUUGGAGAUUUCUUUAUUAAUCAUCUUGUUUAUGAAUCCCACCUCUUCUGGAGAUUAAAAAAAGGUACAGAUUCCUUGUGUAUUCUUUUAAAUCUUCAAA
Molecule: messenger RNA, 926 nt
Organism: Telopea speciosissima
Lineage: Eukaryota; Viridiplantae; Streptophyta; Magnoliopsida; Proteales; Proteaceae
Product: ylmG homolog protein 2, chloroplastic
Exons: 3
Coding region: 30-788 (252 amino acids)
Biological process (GO): chloroplast fission
Cellular component (GO): membrane
Source: RefSeq, a predicted model, not a curated record